Messenger RNA from Saxophila tyrrhenica, 2439 nucleotides. RefSeq lists its product as uncharacterized. The record is from RefSeq and is a predicted model, not a curated record. Gene Ontology annotation, molecular function: RNA polymerase II cis-regulatory region sequence-specific DNA binding; DNA-binding transcription factor activity, RNA polymerase II-specific. The transcript has 2 exons. Gene Ontology annotation, biological process: regulation of transcription by RNA polymerase II. Bases 1 to 2439 code for a protein of 812 amino acids. NCBI's taxonomy places the organism in Eukaryota, Fungi, Ascomycota, Dothideomycetes, Mycosphaerellales, Extremaceae.
AUGGUGACGAGACAUCGUACCAACACCUCCAUAUCGGCGCAGAGUACCCAGCGACCCGACUCCCGAGCAUCCACCACAAGUGCGACCUCACAGCAUGACGAUGCGAAGCAACAAAUGCAUCCCAGCCAUGGCUCCUUCAUGAACGGCAACCCCGAAGCAGCAUUACUGCAAUACCAUGCGACCAUGGAGCCGCAACAGAUGCCGCUAUAUGACAUUUCGCAACAUCAACAUCACCAUGGCCAUCCUCAGGCUGGCUCGUUCCAGGCGCCGCUGGGCUAUCCUAUUCAAGAUCCCGCCUACAUGCCGCCGCAGGAUGUACAAUACAAUAGUCAACCUCGAAACGGCUCUGUGCCUAUACAGUCAGGGACGGAGGGACACGACGACAAGCGCAGGAAAGGGUCGGCUGUCACUGCCACCAACGACCGGGAACUUCGAGAGAUGCUGUCGCGCAAUGAAGGUCGGCCACUGAAGGAUGUUGCUCAAGAGGUCAUCCAAAAAGAGAGGACGCCGAUGGCAGAGAAGACCAAGCAGUUGUUUGCGAUGCUAUGGCUGCGUGCUGUGUGCAAGCCAGCAAAGACGUCCGUCCCACGCAACAGAGUCUACUCUCAAUACGCGACUCGCUGCGGCACCGAGAGAGUCGUGCCACUCAACCCGGCGUCGUUCGGGAAGCUUGUCAGAGUCAUCUUCCCUGGUAUUCAGACGAGAAGACUCGGGGUGCGUGGUGAAAGCAAGUAUCACUACGUGGAUCUGGCUCUCGACGAGGCGGCAGCUGAUGGUACCAUCCCCUACGGCAAUGAAUACUACACGGAGAGUCGGCCACGAUCGCAAGCCACGAACGCACCACAGCUUGAUUUCAACAACAUUCCACACAUGCGCCCAGACACUGCGGCAUUCCCGACCGCAGACGCAAGCUUCGACUACCCUCCACGACCGCCAACACCACGGAGAGUAGCAUCACACGGCCAAGCUUUCGCAUAUCCAGAUGCACGGGGUAUGCAUCCCGGCACCGCAGAGUCGAUGACCUACCCGCACACAUUGCGCUUCCCAUCAAGCAACCUGCCAGUCUUUACCGAGAACGAGUCUAUCACUUUACCCGACGUACGCCCAUAUCUGCCUCCGAAGACAGACCUCGACACAGCCGAUGCACUCUUCGCGCUGUAUCGGACGCAUUGCACAUCCCUCAUCGACAGCAUCCGCUUUUGCAAAGAAAAGCAGUUCUUCCGUCUUUACACCUCUUUCCAUGGCACGCUCACUGUGCCUGUACAGAAGCUUUUUACUCAUCCUAACCUCAGCCCCUGGAUCGAACAGUGCGACCUCGUCAUGUACCGUACGAUGGUCCGGUUCGUCUCCCGGCUCACUCUGCAAGCCGCGCCGGUCAUCGUCAUCAACAUCCUCUCAAACAUCUCAGCGAACCUGCACGCCCACAUCUCGAAGACAUUCGCUUCGCAGCCUCCGCACGUCCUGGACGCGAAACUCCGACCAGCCACAGUCUUCGCUGGCUUGUUGUACCGGUUAAUACGAGUCAAUCAGUCUGCCCACGCCGCCGCAAACCUCCUCACGAUCGACCAAAAUCGCGAACAGAUGUGGCGCGAAUGGAGUUCUAUGGUGAAUCCAAAACGCGUCAUGGAAGCCGAGCUGCCAGCCUGCGGCUUCGAAGAGGUCUACCAGCUCCUGACAUCUGAAAUGCGCAACCUCCUCGAACCGCUCCAAGCUCCUCACUACAACGACGAUCCUUAUAGCUUUCAGCUCAACUUCGACGAGAACGGAUCGUUCGCGAACUACCUGCAAUCGCACAACAUGCAGCAACCCGGCUCUCGCAAUGGUGCUUCGGCGGUCUCGACGGAGAAUGUGCUGGAUCGUUGGUCUGCCUUCAUCACUUCACUACCUGCUCGGUUUCCUAACGCCUCAGCGCGCACGCUGCUGCAUUGUGUCUCCGUGAUCGGUACGGCUGCACUGCGGGAUAUCACCAUCAUGAACGGCGCGAGCUAUGGGCAUUGGUGGGUUCUGAAGAUCUUCGUGGAUGAGAUGGCGCUCUGGCUCGCGGAAAUGGGCGGCUUCCUGGACCCUGCUGUCGACGAGAUGGUACCUACACCCAACGGCAGCGGAUCGAUGUACCACAGUCCCAUCCUCCACGAAGGCAGCGAAAUGCACAGCCAAAACGGCAACACCAACGGCGGCAGUCGCGGCGCGAGUAUGGGCGCUGAAGCCCACCACGCCAUGCAACACAACCACAACGGCGGCAUGCCACACCACGCCCCCGACAGUGGUAUGAUGACGUACGGCUACCCUCAGCAAUACCACCAGCACCCCCAAGGCAUCAGCCUCCCGUUCGCGCCAGCUCCGCAUUUGCAACAGCAUAAGCCGCAUGGUGGGCAUGAGAUGGCGGGUGGUGGUGGAGAUAUUGACGAUUCGGGCAUUGGGAUGGAACUCAUGGUUUAG